This is a messenger RNA of Tachysurus fulvidraco (yellow catfish), 5056 nucleotides long. RefSeq names its product calcium binding protein 1b (gene cabp1b). The transcript has 8 exons. Gene Ontology annotation, molecular function: calcium ion binding. NCBI's taxonomy places the organism in Eukaryota, Metazoa, Chordata, Actinopteri, Siluriformes, Bagridae. Bases 902 to 1555 code for a protein of 217 amino acids. The record is from RefSeq and is a predicted model, not a curated record.
UAUCCAUCUGCCUCUCUCUCUGCAUGUCUCUGCCAGUCUCUCUGUCUAUCAUAUCACUCUGACUCUCUCUAUGAAAAAGAGUGAGACAGUAACAGAUGAUAAGAGAAAGAAAAAAAGAGUAACAGUGACAGAGAGAUGGAGAGGCAAAAGAGUGAUUCAAAUCGAGAAAGAACGAGAGUCUUCGGAGAGUGUGAAAGAGAAAAAGGAGCAAAAUAGAUAAAGAUGAAUAAACAGCAGAACUGAGACUAAGACUAAAUGAUUGACAUGAAAACAUGAAAAGAAAGGAUGAAAAGUGAUAGAGUAAACAAUGAGAUAGAAAAGUAAAAACAAGACACAAAGAAUAAAAAGAAAGGGAGAGAUUUUGGGGGGGGGGCAGAGGCAGAAAAAGAGAGAAAAUAGUGAGAACAUUUGGGAUUAAGGAAGAAAACAGGAUAUAAAUACAGAGAAAGUGUACAGAAAGAAAGACAGGCAGAGAAAUGGAGAUAGAUAGACGUCAAGGGGACGGAGAGCGAGACCGAGGAAGAGCGAGACUGAGAAAGGAAGAGAGAGGAAGAGAGAGAUGAGAACGAGCGCUCACUCUUGUGCCACUCUCAGUGAGCGCUCACACAGGCGUAAGACGUGUCAGCCUUCUCUCCUCCUUCCUUUCGUUCUCUCAUCCUGCAUCCAAUCCCUCUAUCUUCUCACUUACUCUGCCUUAGCCUCCAUCCCUCGUUCCAUCCUUCUCUCUUUUUGGAUCUAAGAUACAUUUUUUUAAUAGAAAAUGCAUUUUAAAGUUGCUUGAUGCAUGCAUGGAAACACACACACACACACACACACACACACACACACACACACACACACACACACACACAGGCAUUGACUCUUGCACUCUGAAAGGCAGAAUGAAGUAAAGAGGCUCAUUAUGGGCAACUGUGUGAAAUCGCCGCUCAACCGCCUCAACAAAAAGGACCGGAGGCGGAGCUACAAAGCUGUGGCACGUGAUGAAAGCGGAGCCUCAAGCCACACCCUGGCAUCUCAAAACUCCACUUAUGUACACAGUGUGCUUGGUCCUGCGUGCAUCUUUCUACGCAAGGGAUUCGCUGAGAGCCGGCAGGCUAACAGAGAGCUGAGACCUGAAGAACUAGAGGAGCUCAAGGACGCGUUUACAGAGUUUGAUAAGGACAGAGACGGACUUCUUAACUGUAAGGAACUGGGGGUCUGCAUGAGGACGAUGGGUUACAUGCCUACAGAGAUGGAGCUGAUUGAAUUGAGUCAGCAGGUCAACAUGAACAUGGGAGGUCACGUGGACUUUGAGGACUUUGUGGAGUUGAUGGGACCAAAACUUUUAGCAGAAACAGCCGAUAUGAUCGGAAUGAAGGAGCUCAGAGACGCUUUUAAGGAGUUUGACUCUAAUGGAGAUGGUAAAAUCAGCUCAUCCGAACUCAGAGAAGCCAUGAAGAAACUGCUGGGACAACAGAUUAAACGUAAAGAGCUGGAGGACAUCGUGAAGGACAUUGAUCUUAACGGUGAUGGACACGUGGACUUUGAAGAGUUUGUGCGAAUGAUGUCACGCUGACACGGAGGACCGACAGAUCAGAGCUGAAAGACACAAUGGAGGUAGAAAUGCGCUAGAGAGGUGAUUAGAAGUGACAUUUGGAAUACAACCUCUGACCUCCGACCCUUCGAUGAAGCACGAGAGCCCUUGACGUCUCCUCUUCGAAGGACUACAGGCUGAUUAAACGAUGCUGCAAGAAAACAUUUUCUAUCCAGCUUUAAUUAACAGAAGCACAUCUUCCUAAAGAUAAUCAACAUAUCGCUGCAAUACUGUGAUUUAAACGUUUUACACCAGGUUUGUCUGAGCAGGACACACCUUGUGGAUUGGAUAUGCAAUAUUACUUCUUUCUUUCUUUCUUUCUUUCUUUCUGUGUUUAUGUGGACUUUUUUUUUACUGCUGUAUGAGAGUAAGUGUAUGGAGCCCAUCUUACAUGCGACAGAGGAAACCUGUGUCAUUUUAGCAUCAGUAAAUGUAGCUUUUUAUAUAGGAUGAUCGUGACGAGCAGGGCAGCACAAAUAACGUGCACUAAGCUUGAAAUUAUGUUUUGAAUCUACUUUUGUCACUAGUGGUUUCUGGAUCUACUUUCUGUCACUGAUGGCUUGUUUCACAAACACACAACACAUCCGAUCUCCACCAGUAUACCCUAAUUGUAGAAACUGUGAAUACUGUAUACAUAGACAAGUUAACCAUGACACACAAAAAUUAGUUUGAAGCUAAAAGCACAACAUGGGGAAAUACUGGGUAUAGAAAUCUAUAAGAACCUCAGAUACAGGUAAUAUAAUUCUAUACAUUUCAAUUACAAGACACAUUCGCAAAACGUUCAAUCAAUACGCUUGCUUACGUUGUUAGGUCUUAUCAACUGUUUGUAUGGGUGUCUUUCUAGACAUGGUACUGGGUAUCUUACUUGUAUCAUUCAUGAAACAUAUCUGAGUGUUUACUAUUAAAACAAUAUUCUACAUACAAUGUAUUUAUCCAUAGAGCAUACAUUUACCUCACACUUCAUUAUGAAUGCAUGUAUACCUGAUUAUUCGUGUAAUUAUCCAUUCGGCCAAUCAUGUAGCAGCAGCACAAUGCAUAAAAUCACAGAUACAAAAACUGUUGAGUUUUAGUGAGGCUGUAGCCUCUUGUUAUCGGAGCAGAACCUGACAUGUUCCCAUCUGCCUCAGGUUUUAGCACUGCAUUUUAAGAUCUUUUCUGCUUGUCGUAAAGAGUGAUUGUCAUCACGUCCAUGUAAGCUCAAAUCAUUCUGGUUAUUCUACCUUUCUUCUCUUUCUUAUUGUCUAUCGUAACUGAUGCUCACUGGAUAUUUUUGGAUACAUCACAGUUUUACUUCAUAAUGUUUUAUUAUAUGAAAACAAACCUGAUAUUUACUCAAUGCGCUUCUGCCAAAUUGUGCUGCUGGACAACUGCAUGAAGGUGUACGCAUAUAUGUUUUUAUGAUUGCAUGUAAAAUUUAUGUAAAGACUGGUAACUAUAAUCCUAUUUAUGUAUAUCAGCAAUAAAUAGUCAACUUAAAUAUAUAAUUGUAAAAUAUAUACUGUACCGAUCAGCCAUAACAUUAAAACCACUGAGGAAGUGAAUAGCAUCAUGCAACUAUCUUGUUACAGCGGUACCUGUCAAAGGGUGGGAUAUAAAUAUAUAUAGUAGGCAGCAAAUAAACAUUCAGUGUGUUAUGAGCAGGAAAUAAUGGGCAAGAUCUGAUUGUUGUUGACGAGGGCCAAAUUGUGAUGGUCAUGGAUGCUUAAGGUGUGUAGUGAAGGCUAAUCCGUCUGGUCUGAUCCCACAGACGAGAUUCUGUAGCACAAAUUGCUGAAAAAGUUCAUGAUGGCUGUGAUAGAAAGGUGUCAGAACACACAGUGCGUCACAGCUUGCUGUGUAAAGGGCUGCAUAACUACAGAACAGUCAAAGUACCCAUGCUUGGUGGUCUGAAUAAUCACUUAGCUGCUUCACUUAACUGGGGAAGAAAUGGCUCCAGGAGGCAUCAUGGAAUGAAGGCAGUGUGGUGGUCUUGGCAAUGUUAUGCUGGGAAAUUUUGGGUUCUGGCCUUCAUGCGAAGGAACUUGAACAAACAAAUGUGAUCCAUGGAGGAACAACUAACAGCACUUCACUAUCUGCUGUUAACUUGUCAUGUGGAGUCUAGAGCUGUUUUGGUGAGACAUGGCAGAUCUACACAAGAGCUGGCAGGUGGCUUUAAUGUUAUGGCUGAAUGUUAUAGAGGUAUUAUACAAUACAUUUUAAUACAGCUGUAAAAUGGGCUGCACUGUGUCUGUGUCUGUGAUGCAAGCAGUUUUUUUUUGUUUUGUUUCCGAAGUUAUUAGACUCUUACCAUCAAAAACCCAUAUAACUUAAUAACUAUUACAUAAUACAUAUUUAUAUUAUGAACACAAUAUCAGGCUCAUUAUUUACAGUAAUACACAGCUAUUUAUUGAAGUCAUAAAGCUAUAUUUAACUUUCAUUUACAAAUAUAUUAGACAACAAGUCAAAUCAGCAAUAGCCCUAUAACAUGGUAAUAAAUAUAACUAAUAAUACUUAAUGAUUACUAAAUGAUAAUAAGCAUGUGCUUUGAUUUGCAUCACUGUACUAAAAAUAAAAGGAUCACAGCUAUGCAUCCUGAACCUAUGCUGAAAACUAUAUAUUUAUUUUUCAUUUAAAGCUGCUAUAAAUAUCGUCAUUACCAAUCCCACACUCUUUACUGGUACUGUUUCUGUACAUUGAUCCAUUUGUAUUGAUCCAUUUGUAUAUCACAUUCUGUUUGUAGCGUCAUCAUGUCAAAGGUUUGGGAUGGAAGUUAGUAGAAUAGAGGGCCUAGACCCUAUGUAGUGCAUUAGAUCAAUAUGCAUCCAUUAUCUUUAUAUACUUUAUAAUUACUAGGUUACUAGUGUAUAAAAUAAUGGCACUAUUAAUGCAACAGGGAGCCCUAAAGCCCUAUGGGAUGUUUGUAGGAUGUAAUGUGUCAGUCAGUCAGCAGGUAUUUGGGAUACAGCUCCCUACAAAAUGCAGCACACAGAUUAUGAACUUAACAUAUGAUGUAAAUAAAUGUAUUACAUAUCUAAGGCACUACAUAGAGAAUAAUAAUAGCAUGCAAACUCUAUUUUAAGCUCUAUGAAGUGCACUACACCCAACAGGGAGCCAUUUGCUUAUGAUUAUGAACAGCAGCUCUGUAAUAAAUAUACAAUUACACUGAAUUUAGGAUAGAAAUAAUAACACACACUGAGAAAAUGUGAUGCAAAUGUCAUAAUAGGAAGAUCAAACCUACAUUUAUUUUUAUGUUGUAAGCACAAGGCUUCGUCUGGGUUUCAUCUCCUGCAUGAAUCCUGUGUGCGUUCUGAUCUCUAUUGUGAGUGUCGACAAUCAGUGUGUGAGAAAGAAGUUGCAGAGAGUCUUCAUUUUGUUAAAGUAGGUUUUGAGUGUUUGAUUCUAUGCCUGCAGAGUGGCAGAAAGUAAAUUCUAUUUAUGGCUUGUGUUAUAAAAUUUUUCCUUUAAUCUUAAGAUUUUGCAUGAAUAAGAUUGUACUGAGAUGUA